Messenger RNA from Hemicordylus capensis (graceful crag lizard), 6075 nucleotides. RefSeq names its product zinc finger protein 518B (gene ZNF518B). The transcript has 2 exons. NCBI's taxonomy places the organism in Eukaryota, Metazoa, Chordata, Lepidosauria, Squamata, Cordylidae. The coding region runs from base 363 to 3512 and encodes 1049 amino acids. Gene Ontology annotation, molecular function: DNA-binding transcription factor activity, RNA polymerase II-specific; RNA polymerase II cis-regulatory region sequence-specific DNA binding. Gene Ontology annotation, biological process: regulation of DNA-templated transcription. The record is from RefSeq and is a predicted model, not a curated record.
AGCGGCAACCGCUUGGGGAACAGAGUCAAAGGAGAUAGUGUACGUAGCCGCAGGUGGGAGGAGAAGGAGAGAACGCAUGUGCAGCCCGCAUGAGGCCUGCUGGCUGCACGCCGCCUCCACGCCGCAGAUGCUCUGCUGCUGCUAGACUGCGAGGGCAAGGGCGGGCAGGAGAGUGUGUGUGUGCAGGGCCUGAGAACACGGGGCUGAGGACAGGUGCCCUGCUCAAAGGAUCGGUGUGGCUGUACAUCUGUGCUGAGAAUACUCACUGAUAUAGUUUGGGUUUGCUUCCAGCAGCUUUGCACUGAACAACAUACAUCUGUGGUAUCUGCUACUGCUUAAUUGGUGCAAGAUCACUCUCUGAAAUGCAGCUGAAGAAAAUGAGGGAGAUCAUACCAACGGUAUAUGCCAGCAAAGCAAGCAAGGGAUACAGCUCAUUGACUGCAUCACCAAAGCAAGCAAGUGUUGAUAAAGCAAUUUCAACAAAAGCAAGUGAUGGAAAUCAAAAGACUGAAGAAAUCAAAUCUCAUCUGAUAAGGUGUAUUAAAUGCAGAUGUGGGCAAGAGACAUCUAUGGUGGAAUUGCAGAAACUGAAAUGUCAACAGGGUGAAGAUACUCACUCUAUGUGUAGCAAGUGUGUGCUGAGUGUGCCAUCAAUUGUCAAUUUUGUGACUGAUCACAGUGUGUAUAACAUGGAAAACAGCAAGAAAACAACCUCUUUUAAAACUCUAAGAACAUUCAAAGUAAAAAACUUUCAGCCAGACAAAUAUUACUGUGACAAGUGUCGAUUUUCCACAAAGGAUCCUCUGCAGCAUAAGAGGCACAUAGCUCAGCAUGAAGAGAUCAGAUUUGUUUGUUCCUACUGCAGCUGUGUGUCUUACACCAAAGGAGAAUUCCAACGACAUUUGGUGAAACAUACUGGAACAUUUCCAUACCAGUGCAAAUACUGCGACUAUGGAGCUGUUAGACAUGAUUAUGUAGUCAAACAUACAAGGAGAUUACAUGGAACAGUUGCAGAUAAGCAGGUCAAGCUCAGUGUUGCAAAAGCUGUGCAAAAAAGAAAUUGUUUGCCAAAGCAAUGUACUGAAAAGAUUAGACUUGCCCAGGAAGGCCCACUCCAAAAUGAAUCUUCAAAUACAUCUUUAAAUAUGGGGAUUAAUGAAAUGCAAGAUGAAAUAUUGGAAGUUGCUUGUUCAUCAGGUGAUGCAGCAAACAGGAGAGGAGCAGCAUGCAUGCAAGACAAAAACAUACUUGAACCAUCUGAUGUCAGAAAUGAAAAUGCAGUUGUUGAAGUUGAAGUUUAUUCUCCCCAAAAAGGGCCUGUCAUGCCCGAAAUGCCAUUAACAGUGGUUGCACCAGCCACAUUUGUCGCUCCACCUAACUGUUUGGCAGAGAUCAUAGACAUUAAAAAGGUUAAUGGUGUACAGCAGUUGAUUCUUAAACUCAUUCCUUUGGGUGAAACUGCCUCCAGACUGGCGAAGUCUAAACAAGCAGAAUCUGCAAACUGGUGUACCGAACAAGAACUGACAAUAGAUGGACACAUGUUACCGACUCUUGAUGAGUCUUGUGUUUUAGAUAAAUACUACAUGAAUGCUGAAUGUCCAAGUUCCUCUAUUUCUACAACUUUGAAUUGCAGCUUGAAAAGCCAAUACAGGGAAAAUGUUAUUUGUAAAGAAAAUGCAGAGAGAGAAAAUAAUUUUAUAUCCACUGCAGGAGAGAUUUCACCGGAUGAAAUAAAGUGUCCAGAAUCCUUUCAAAGGGAGAAAUGUGCAAAAAACAGACAUGGAAACAGUAAUUUGGAUGCACCCAGGUGCUUGUCUUCAACCUUUUCUGAAGACAAAAAUGAGCCCCCAAAUGGUGGUUUGGAUUCCAUUCAGAAAAACAAUAGUAUACUGCCUUCUGUAUGUGAUACAAAGUGCCUCACUUUAAGUGACACUGAAAGAGAACAUAUGGAUGAGUUAACAGCCACGAAAGCACGUUUAUUUGAUUCCAAUUUGUCUUACCCUUCUGAAAGCACUGAGGAGUUACAGCAGAAUAAGACUGCAAAUGUGGAUAGUUCAAGAAAUGUCUUGGAAGCAAGAAAUGUAAAUAGAAAGAACACAAAAUGUAAGGAAGAUAAUGCUUGUACUGAUUCUUUGGAGUUACAGAAUGUAAAAAAUGAAGAUAGCUCUUUAGAGGGUCCAGUGAUCUCAUCUGUAUUUUCCCUUAGCUCUGGUGCUGUAAACAUCCCAGAAGGCAUCAAGUGGGAUGAUACAUCACACAAGAAAAGAUCCACAUCGUUGUUGUGUAGAAAGAUUGCUCAGCUGAUGGCUGCAGCUGAGUCAAGCACGAAAUCUCAGUUAGCUGCUUCGUUAAGGCAUGGUAAAAAUAAUGCUUCUAAAGAGAAGAUGCUCUCAUCUUCAGAAACUUCUGGAAAACAUGAAAGAAAUGGCUUGGCUACUGCAUCAGAACAAGAGUCUGUCCCUUCUCCCGUAAGACCAAAUUAUACCAAUCCUCCUAAUGAACAUUCUAGUAAACAAGAACAAAUGCAACCAUCAGAAAUUCCAAGAGCUACAACUAAAACCAGGGUGACUAAUACAAUGCACGUUGUUUCUCCAGUGUUCAUUCCUCAAGGGACUGUUCUGAGAGUGCUAGAACGCACUAGCACUGAGGGCCCAACUGGAGAAGAAAAAAGGGAUCAAAUGUUGCUAUCCCCACAUUGUAACAAGUUUCUUCCAAGACCAGUUCCUUGCUGUGCUUCUGCAAAACUUGGUCAAGAUCCGUCUUCUUUGCCUACUGAGAACAAUGUUGAUGAGACUUUCAGAAAUCAAAAUGCACAGAUGGACAGAACAAAAGGACAGUAUAUUAUGAAAAGUAGUUGCCAGCAGAAUAGAGCGCUACCAUACCCCAAAGGUAAUGUCUUACAUAAGCCAAAUAAAGGGGUCAUGAAGGGUGAAGAGACAAAAAACAAAGGUAAGCAAUUAACUGCUAAAGGGGAUUCGUCCAAAAAGAGAUCAAAUCCUCAAGAGGAUUGUUUCCUUAAGAUAGUGCCCAUCCUAGCAAGACACCUCAGGCUCAUACCAUUUAAAAAUGAUCAGUUGAUAAAGUGCCCUCAUCGUAACCAGCCUGUAGUUGUCUUAAACCAUCCUGAUGUUGAUUCCCCAGAAAUAAUUAAUGUAAUGAAGGUUAUUAAUAGGUAUAAAGGCAAUGUCCUGAAAGCAGUCUUAUCGGAAAGAACUAUUAGCUGUCUUGGUGUGAAACGGUAUCAUAAAAGACUGACAUUUCAGAACUUUGAGAAAGCAACUCAGAUUAAAAAACUGGACACAUUAAAAAUGAAGCUAAAGAAGAUUAACAAAAAUAACUACAAAGUGGUGAAUUCAUCACUGGAAGAAGCAUCAAAACAAACUUUUAAAUGUUGGUUUUGUGGGAGGAUGUAUGUUGACCAAGAAGAAUGGAUAAGUCACGGACAGAAGCAUUUCAUGGAAGCCACGAGAGGGUGGGAAGUUCUUUCUUUUUCACUCGAAAGUGACAAAUGAGAAACCGUCUCUGUGUUAUACAUUCUGAUUACUGUUCCCUGUUUUUUUAAAAAAUAGAGCAGAGAGUGAUUUAGUACACCAACCUAGUAGAGCUAUGUCGGAGUCCUGUGUACUGUAAUUCUGUUGGUGUUAAGUCAGUAUGGUAGACUUAGAAAGGAGGUAGGUGGUUGUUCUAGUAUGAGGCUAAUUUUGACAGUAGAAGUGUGUCAGUGCCAUAGUAAGUAGUCCUGUGAUAUUUGAAAUAAACUACCAACAAUGCACAUGAUCCAAGUGAGGAGGAGUUCCAAAUUUACAACUGUUGUAACGCUUUACAACACUUGCCAUGGGGAGUGGGAUGUUCUGCUAGACAGCUGCUGUGAUUUGGGCUGGAGGAGGAGGCAACAAUUUAUUAUUAUUUAUUCAAUUUUUAUACCGCCCUUCCAAAAUGGCUCAGGGUGGUUUAGAAUUAAAACAAAACCAUUAAAAUCAAUUAACAGUUAAAACAGAGAUUAUAAAACACCAUAAAACAUCAAUUAAACAAUCAAAGCAGUUUAAAACCCCUGAAAAACAACCAGGGUACAACAUUAAAACCAUUUACAACAAUUUAAAAACCCUGGAAGGCCACGCCAAACUGGUAAGUCUUGAGGGCUCUCCUGAAAGCCAAUAAGGAAUUCAAAUUACGGAUUUCUGCAGGGAGUGCAUUCCACAGCCCAGGAGUGGCAACAGAGAAGGCCCGCCUCUGAGUUGCCACCAGACGUACUGGGGAUAACUGGAGACGGACCUCUUCAGAUGACCUUAAUGUGUGGUGGAGAUCAUGCAGAAGAAGGCGCUCUCUAAGGUAACCUGGACGUAAGCCAUUCAGGGCUUUAAAGGUAAUAACUAGCACUAACUUGUAUUUUGCCUGGAAACAUAUCAGCAAUCAGUGCACCUGUUUCAAAACAGGCAUGCUACUGUCUCUCCGGGUUGCCCCAGACCAAUCUGGCUGCCGCACUGGCAAUUUUAGGCUCACAUUGGCGGUUUAGGCUCUCAUUGUCAUUGAGACGGGUAGUCAUGCUGGCAGCUGCUGCAGCAUCUGAAGCUGUGGAGAGAUUGGCUGACUUGCCCGUCCAAGGGACACUCUGCCAGCACCACUGCUGCAGCAUAGAAUUCUGCUUCUUUUCCUCCAGGAGUUGUGCUGUAAUAGCGAGAGGCAGGCAGCCUGGCCCAUUUUCAGCCCACAUGCUGCUUCCUGCCCAUCCCUCUAUCCUGCCCUAACUGUUGCCCAGGCGGAGGAAGAAAUGGAGAUGAGCUACCUGGUUGCCGUCUUUCCUUCCAUGGAAAAGUGAAAAAGAGCCAGGAAGGGACUAGGAAAGGAUCAGGUAGCAAGGGUGAGCACCUUCUGAUUCUCCCUAUCAAUUUCCCUGCAAGACAUCUGCACAUCUUGUCUCUGGAACUCAUCAUCAUCAACUUUGACAGCAGCAGAAGUCGGGAAAGGGACCUGACCAUGGUUCAGGAAACAAACUCCCAUUUAUAACAUUAUUUAUUUCCAAUGGGAAAAGGAGUUCAGGUUGUGAGGUUUCAACUUAAGAUGGAGUUUAUGACACAAUUGUGUCCUACGUCUGAAGAGUUCCAGUACAGCAUAAAGACAGGUCUGGUAGUAAAGAACCGAAAAAGUAUGCUGGCAGCAUAGACAUUUAGUAUUUCCACCUACAGUUCUUGGAAGCUGAAGGUUCUUCAGUGUUGAGCCUAGUGGACAACUGUGCUCCAGUCUAAAGGAGCCAAGGUCUGCUACUGCCAAACUUACAAUGUAAAGGUAUUCAUAUGGGAUGGCUUUCAGAACCAUUUGGCCCAUUGGGAAGGACUAUGGUCAGGCAAUGUAUGUACCAGUGCUUCAGCCUGUUUAGGGAAAUGAGUGGAUAUCAGGUUUACCUUGCCAAUAUCCCUUCAGAUUUCAUGUUUUAAAGGCAAAUUAUGUGUUUGUGCAUUUGGUGUGUUAAUCGACCAAGAGAGUUCAAUGCAAAUCCUGCUGAGAGUGAAUGGGUGCUGUGCAAGAACACUUCAUUUCACUGUGGUUUGCACUAAAGAACCUCCCAACCAUUUUACCUUAACAAUAAGGUGACUUGCACAGAUGCUACUGAAUCAAUGAAGUUAACAAAGGCCUGAUUAUGGGUGCAUUUGUAAGCAAUGUAAGGGGUUAGUAAUUGAGAAUGAGAAAUAGAUCCUUAAUAGGACUAGGGGUCCUAGUCUUUUACUUAAAAAAAAAAGGUCACAAUGCAUAAACUAUGUUUAAAUCUCAACAUUGAUUCUAUUAAGCAAACAUUCAUAUUACAGCAAUCAGACUGCUUUUACUUGAGUGUGGGGGGAAAUAAACUGUAUUUUAUGUGGGAUGAAUGUGUGUGUAUGUAAUGUAUCUGCCAAUUUAAAUGUGUGAUGUGUUUGCUAUUUUGACAACUUUUCUAGUGUACUUAAGUCUGGGAAUAUUUUUGUGUUCUUCUUAUACUCCUAGACAUUAAAUAUCACAGUAUAUAUUGUAUCUUUUGACAUUUAGAUUACAAAGCACAUAUUGUGACUUGACCUUUUUGAAUUAAACUUUUUUACAACACAA